AUGUCUACGCCCACCACGGCCGUGGCCACGCUCCCUCGCUACCAACCCCAUCGUCAUCCCCAUCCCCAGCAUCCUCCGUCCUACGCCGCCCACCAGAGCCAUCAAAGCCAUCAGCCUCGUCCGGCUUCCUCGGCCAGCUAUCGUCUCGCUGCUGGUGCCGCCGGAGGGGCCUCGUCACCCUUGACACCCACCAUCGCGACGACGACGACGACGACGACGACCGCGGGCCUGUAUCAGCUGGCUGGCUUCGACUCGUCAUCGCCCACAACCCACGCCGUCGUGGCCCAACAACCCUCGGCACCACGACCUCCUCCCCACAACACCCUUCAUCAUCAUCAGAAUCACAGCCAUCAUAAUCACCAGAACGACCCGGAAGAUUACGACCACGGACGAAACGCGAUAAUACGACAGAAGCAGCAGCAGCAGCAGCAGCAGACCCAACAGCAACAGCAACAGCAACAGCAACAGCAACAGCAACAACACCACCACCACCAUCACCAAUACCCUACUUCCGCUUCCGCUGCCACCGCCGCUGCCACUGCCGCCGCCGCUGCCGCUGCCGCUGUCGCUGCCGCUUCCUCCUCGGCAGAUAACAUGGCCGAGAACAGCCGCGACCAGCACUCAGCCAGGAAGCGCCGACGCUCCACCGGUCCGGACUGGCAGGAUUUCUACCGCAAUGGUCUCCCCGAUGAAAUCAUCGUCAUCGACGACGAUGACGAGCCUGCAACGCAACCUACCGCCAAUACCGGUCGCAAAGUUGCCACUGCCGCCGCUGGCCCCAGCAACCAGGUCGCCUCCUCGGCCGUCACCACCUCGUCGUCCGCCGCCGACCCCGGAGGCCCCUACGCCAAGAAGCGCAGGAGGGAUCCCGGUCUCCCCCCGUCCUCGUCACAGGCUACUGCUGCCGGUGGCCAGGGCUAUCACAUCCAGUACGUCGGCCCCGGUUCCGGCGGCUCGUCCAACACCCACACGCCCGUCGCCGCCUCUUCCACGGCCGCGACCACCGUAUCCAGCAGCGACGGUGCAAGUUCCGCUCUGAACACCACAGCCCCGACGUCGCUGUCGUCCAGCAGCCAGCAUGAGGACCUCAGCCACACCCUCAAGAGGAAACGCACCCGCCAGCAGGUUGCCAACGAGGCCAAGCGCAGGGACACGGACAUACUCGGGACGCGGUGCCUCACCUACAAACCCCCGCCUUAUCCUCCCAAGAAGGCCUCGGAUGUCACCGUUCGGACCGUUGCCGAUCCUCCUCACCUUAAGAAGGUCAAUGUCGACGACGACGAUGGUCACUACAUCGUCGUCCCUGACGCACCGCUCACCGAGCGCUACCAAAUCUCACGCUUGCUCGGCCAAGGUACGUUCGGCAAGGUCGUCCAGGCCCACGAUCGCAGACGUGGCAAGGCCGUCGCCGUCAAGAUCAUCCGGUCGGUGCAAAAGUACCGCGACGCGUCGAGGAUCGAGCUGCGCGUGCUGGCCACGCUCAAGGCCAACGACGACGAGAACCGGAACCGGUGCAUCCACCUGCGCGACUGCUUCGACUACCGGGGCCACAUCUGCAUCGUCAUGGACCUUUUGGGCCAGAGCGUCUUCGACUUCCUCAAGGGAAACGGCUUCGUGCCCUUCCCCAACAGCCAGAUCCAGAGCUUCGCCCGCCAACUCUUCACCAGCGUCGCCUUCUUGCACGACCUCAACCUGAUACACACAGAUCUGAAGCCCGAGAACAUCCUGCUGUGCGACAACCAGUACCAGACCUUUACGUACAACAGGAAGAUACCGUCGUCGUCGACGACGAUCAGCCGCAGUGCCACCCAGCGUCGCGUCCUCCUCGACACGGAGAUCCGCCUCAUCGACUUUGGCUCGGCCACCUUUGACGACGAGUACCACUCAUCAGUGGUGUCGACGCGCCACUACCGCGCCCCCGAGAUCAUCCUCGGCCUCGGGUGGUCGUACCCCUGCGACAUCUGGAGCAUAGGCUGCAUCCUUGUCGAGUUCUUCACCGGAGACGCCCUCUUCCAGACGCACGACAACCUCGAGCACCUGGCCAUGAUGGAGGCCGUUGUCGGAAGGCGCAUCGACACGCAUCUCGUUCAGAAUAUCAACAAGACCUCCAGCAGGAAUAGCAGCAACAGUGCAUCAAAGUACUUCAAACGUCUAAAGCUAGACUAUCCCAACGCCGAGACGACCAGGGGCUCCCGCCGAUUUGUCAAGGCUAUGAAGCAUCUCGAUGACGUCAUCCCGCCCAACAACACUUUCCUCAGAAACUUUCACGACCUCCUCAAGAAGAUUUUUGUCUACGAUCCAAGCCUACGCAUCACGGCCCGCGACGCCCUCAAUCACGCCUGGUUCAAGGAGAUGGCGUACAAUGAUGACGGUACGGAAGCCGCCAAGAUCCGACUAGAGAGGAUGAUGAGGAGUCAGGCACCGUCAUAUUCGUGA
Geosmithia morbida is the source of this 2436-nucleotide messenger RNA. RefSeq names its product dual-specificity kinase. Gene Ontology annotation, molecular function: ATP binding; protein kinase activity. Gene Ontology annotation, biological process: protein phosphorylation. Lineage: Eukaryota; Fungi; Ascomycota; Sordariomycetes; Hypocreales; Bionectriaceae. The record is from RefSeq and is a predicted model, not a curated record. The transcript is spliced from 5 exons. The coding region runs from base 1 to 2436 and encodes 811 amino acids. Gene Ontology annotation, cellular component: nucleus.